ACGCUCUAUCUGGCGACUAAAGACCAAGUAUGCUGACGGGACGAGUUGCGGGACAGGCUAUUCUGGGCCGUUAUGGGGCUGCUGCAGUUGCGGGAGCUACGGGACGGACGCUGGUGACGACGGUGGUGGAGGGCGGGCAGGCUCGGGUGGCCUUGGACGGACCGCCGGCCAAUGCGCUGUCGCUGGAGAUGCUGAACGCGAUCAACGAGGCUAUGAAGAGCGCGAUGGCGGACGAUGAGGUCAAGGGCAUCGUGCUCACCGCAGCCAAGCCGGGAAUCUUCUGCGCAGGCCUGGACAUCACUGCCAUGUACGGCGCCGAUCAGGAGUCGGCUACCGUGUUCUGGCGGGCGGUGCAGGACGCGUGGCUCAACAUGUACACCUGCCCCAAGCCCGUUGUCUCUGCCAUCAACGGUCACGCACCAGCUGGCGGCUGCCUCCUUGCCAUCUGCACCGACCAUCGGGUCAUGGGCAACGACGGUGGCUUUGCCAUCGGCCUCAACGAGACCCAGCUUGGCAUCGUCGCCCCGCCGUGGUUUGCCCGGCCCUACGCCGACCUCAUGGGCCAGCGCAAUGCCGAGCGCCACCUCUGCCUCGGCUCGAUGCUCUCCGCCGACGACGCCCUUGCCAUCGGCCUCGUCGACGACCUUGUCCCGACCGCCGACGUUGUCGAGACCGCCCACGCCACCCUGGCUCAGUACAUUGCUAUCCCGGCGCAGGCUCGCGCGAUGACCAAGGCCAUGAUGCGCGAGGCCACCGUCCGCGCCACCCUCGGCACCCAGGAGGGCCGCGAGGCCGAUCUCGGCCGCUUCCUUGCCCUUGUCCUCUCGGAUCCGGUCCAGGCCUCGCUAGGCAAGUACCUCAAGGCCCUCUCCAAGCGCAAGUCCAAGUCCAAGUGAUGGUUGUGGGUAAACACACGUGUGUGU
Messenger RNA from Thecamonas trahens ATCC 50062, 923 nucleotides. RefSeq names its product 3,2-trans-enoyl-CoA isomerase. The record is from RefSeq and is a predicted model, not a curated record. The coding region runs from base 30 to 896 and encodes 288 amino acids. Gene Ontology annotation, molecular function: enoyl-CoA hydratase activity. Gene Ontology annotation, cellular component: mitochondrion. Gene Ontology annotation, biological process: fatty acid beta-oxidation. NCBI's taxonomy places the organism in Eukaryota, Apusomonadida, Apusomonadidae. The transcript has a single exon.